AUGUUUAGCACGGCAUCGCGGUUGACGGAGAGACAGGGGAGGAGCGGAACGACGCGACUCGAGUACCUUCAGCUGAACGUGUUGGAGCUCUUUCUCGACUGUUUGACGGAGGAGAAUGCAAGGCUCGUUCAGUUGGCAUGGGAGGGCUUGUGCAACGCCACUGCAGGUAGGGGCACUGCCUUUCCUCCUUUCAUUCUGAGCCCAGCUGAGCGUGUUGGAGCUCUUUCUGGACUGUUUGACCGAGGAGAAUGCUAA
Closterium sp. Naga37s-1 is the source of this 255-nucleotide messenger RNA. The record is from the annotation of a GenBank genome assembly. NCBI's taxonomy places the organism in Eukaryota, Viridiplantae, Streptophyta, Zygnematophyceae, Desmidiales, Closteriaceae.